AUGCGGAGAAAAGCGCUGGCCUCGCACUAUGAGAACCAACUCAAGCGGCUCAAGACUCAAUACGAGGCCCGCAAGAGCGAGCGGAUAAAACAGCAUGCAGAUGACCUGGAUCUACUGGAGGAGCGGCAGCUGCUCGCAGAGCAUGACUUGCUGCAAACUCAGGCACAGGAAACUCAAAACGUAGCAACAGCAUUAAAGUAUAUCGAGGCGUACUGUCUCGGGCCCGAGUCUCAGCAUGAACGCACCGUGUCAAAGGAAGACUUUAAAAAGCUCGAACGCCAAAGACUAUUGCAACAGGGCCUCCCAAGGAAACAUGGCAGCGCCAUCAACGUGCUCCGAGCAAGACAGGAGAUGGACUUUAAGCGAAGACUGGAAACCCAAGAAGCCGAGCUCACGCAAAUGGACGUAGACUUUGAGAAGGAAGAGGCGACGAAAGAAGCAGAGUGCAAGAAAGAGCUGGAGCAGCUGGAGGCAGUCAUUGAGGCACGAAGAAGGAGACUACAGCAGAGAUGGGAGCUCAAGUUUGAAAUGUGGAGACGAGAUUGGGAGCAGCAGCACAACACGACGCUAGACGAUCACCUCGAACACGAGGAGUGGCCGCCCCGCCAAUCUCAUCAUGUUGUCGUAAUACCAGAGGCGAGUGCGUUGGCUCAAUACGUCAAAAUUACCGCAUAA
Molecule: messenger RNA, 675 nt
Organism: Exserohilum turcica Et28A
Lineage: Eukaryota; Fungi; Ascomycota; Dothideomycetes; Pleosporales; Pleosporaceae
Exons: 2
Coding region: 1-675 (224 amino acids)
Source: RefSeq, a predicted model, not a curated record